This is a messenger RNA of Micropterus salmoides (largemouth bass), 4621 nucleotides long. RefSeq names its product Rho GTPase activating protein 24 (gene arhgap24). NCBI's taxonomy places the organism in Eukaryota, Metazoa, Chordata, Actinopteri, Centrarchiformes, Centrarchidae. The record is from RefSeq and is a predicted model, not a curated record. Gene Ontology annotation, molecular function: GTPase activator activity. Gene Ontology annotation, biological process: wound healing, spreading of epidermal cells; activation of GTPase activity; negative regulation of Rac protein signal transduction. Gene Ontology annotation, cellular component: focal adhesion. The coding region runs from base 332 to 2737 and encodes 801 amino acids. The transcript is spliced from 10 exons.
CGGAGACUUUCUCAGCAUGCAGAUGGUGUGAGCAGUCAGGGGAAAAGUUUGUAACAGCUCCUCUGAGCCUCAGCUAACUCAAUCCACUCUGCACACACUGAGUUAGUUCAAGAGAGAAGCAGCAGCAGCAGCAGCCGCAGCCGCAGCAGAAGCAGCAGCAGCAGCAGCAGCAGCUGAGCUGGAGUGCAACUUGAGCUCGUCUCAGCACAGGAUUUCUGUUGAUGUUGAAUGACUACCUGUCACUGGAUUGAAUACAAUAGUUGUGCAUUGCUACACGUCAGAGCUGUGAGAUUCAACAAGGCUGUUUAUUUGAAAGGUUAGAGUUGCUGUAAUGGACGACCAGUGUGUGUCCCACGGCAGUCCCCAGCGCAAUGGAGUUCAGCCCAGCACAGAGAUCCAGAGGCAGGGACGGUUGAGUGUCAUCAGGUGUGGGUGGCUCAGGAAGCAAGGAGGUUUUGUCAAGACUUGGCACAGUCGCUGGUUUGUUCUGCGAGGGGACCAGCUCUACUAUUACAAAGACGAGGAGGAGACCAAAGCUCUGGGAACCAUUUUCUUACCUGGAAACAAAGUUACAGAGCAUGCAACCAGCGGCGAUGAUGGGGGGAAAUUUCUCUUCGAAGUCAUUCCAGGGGGAGACAGAGAGCGGAUGACAGCCAACCAUGAGACCUACCUUCUUAUGGCUAACACCCAGAAUGACAUGGAGGAUUGGGUGAAGACGAUCCGCAGGGUCAUCUGGGCUCCAUUUGGUGGAGGGAUCUUUGGUCAGAAGUUGGAGGAAACUGUGCGGUUUGAACGCCGGUUUGGGAACAAGCUGGCUCCUAUGCUGGUAGAGCAAUGUGUGGAUUUCAUUCGGCAGUGGGGCCUUCAGGAGGAGGGCCUAUUCAGGCUGCCAGGACAGGCCAACCUGGUCAAAGAGCUGCAGGAUGCCUUCGACUGUGGAGAAAAACCCUCCUUUGAUUGUAACACAGAUGUGCAUACAGUAGCCUCUCUACUAAAGCUGUAUCUCAGAGAGCUGCCGGAGCCCGUCAUCCCCUUCCACAAGUAUGAUGAGUUUCUGGCCAGCGCCAAGCUCCUCAGCAAAGAUGAUGAAAUGGGUAUGAAGGAGUUGAGAAGGCUUGUGGAAAGUCUACCUCCAGUGAAUUACAACCUUCUCAAGUACAUCUGCAGAUUUCUAGAUGAAGUCCAGUCAUAUUCAGGAGUGAAUAAAAUGAGCGUCCAAAACUUGGCCACAGUUUUUGGGCCAAAUAUCUUGAGGCCGAAGGUGGAGGAUCCAGUAGCUAUUAUGGAAGGUACCGUUCUGGUCCAGCAGCUAAUGGCCGUUUUGAUUGGACGCCAUGAUGUGCUAUUCCCUGGGGAUGAGGACAGCCCCACGGCCCUGGAGCUUGUCAACAACAACAUCGAACUACAACGGCGACAAGCCACCACAACUACCUCUGCCAUCACUACAGUGUCUCAGAACGCAGAGAACAACAACACGCAGGUGGUGCGGCAGUGUGUUUGGGAAGCACCCGAGUCUCCUUUGCACCCCCAACGUGUAGACAACAGUGGCUCCCCGCGAUCGGCAAGCCCUCGUAAUGGUGUCAUGGGACGCUUUGACAUCACCCGCAGUCCACCACUGACUAUUAAAAAGAACCCAGCUUUCAGUAAAGGCAGUGGGAUCGUUACAAACGGCUCCUUCAGCUCCUCACCCUCUUCAGACCCAAGUCAAGAAAGGAGCCAGACUUUGACUGGAGUUGGGAGUUUACCGGUGCGGCGCAGUGGGACUCUCAAAGGCUCCGGCACAAAAAUGGGCACCAGUGGCGUGACGAGUGGAAGCAGCACUGGAGGGAACGGGAAUGGAAUUGUGCGGAUGGGCAUUUCCGGCACCGAUGUGGUCACGGGGAGUCUAAACGGCCGCAAUGGUCUUUGGGUACCAAAUGGUUGCGUCACAUUACGCGAGAACAGCAAAACACGUGACUGCUCCAACGGGGAUCAAACAUCCAAUCAGAACCGUCUGUCCACGUAUGACAAUGUCCACUUAAACCAGCAGAACCUUCAGCAGCAGAACCAGAUCACCAACACGUGUCUGAACAGCAGCUGUGAGGACAAACAGAGCGUAGACAGUGCCACCUGGUCCACCUCCUCCUGUGAAAUCUCUCUUCCUGACAACUCCACUUCCUGUCGCUCCUCCACCACUACCUGCCCUGAGCAGGACUUCUACGGAGGUCACUAUGAAGACCUGGAUAGACAAGCCCAGCAUAAUGAGCCUCCCCAGUCUGGUGGAGGAGGAGAGGGGGAGGGCAGAAACAGCAACAGAGAAGGAAGUGGAGAUGGAGCAGGGAGGAGCAGUCGGGACACCAGCAGUAGUGAUAAUAGUGAUGGUUUCACCGUUGGUAAUGGACCCGGCAGUCACAGUGCUCUACACAGUUUAGUGGCCAGCCUUAAACAGGAGAUGCAUAAGCAGAAGACCGAGUAUGAGGCCAGGAUAAAGAGCUUGGAGCAGCGUAACCUUGAUCUGGAGACCGAAAUGGUGAACCUCCACGAAGAGCUGGACCAGGAGAGGAAGAAGUACACCAUGGCGGAGAUAAAGCUGCGCAACGCUGAGCGUGCCAAGGAUGACGCUGAGCGGCGAAAUCAGAUGCUGCAGAAAGAGAUGGAGCAGUUUUUCUCCACGUUUAGUGAUCUCACUGCAACUGGCAACACCGCAGCCACCGACCCGCAUCGACCAGAUCGUAACAACAGCAUCUGGAUACAGUGAAGGAAGGCAGGGGCAUGUGGGCUGAAAUGCUAGUAAAGACUGGAAAUGGUUUAUUAAAUGAUGUGAAUAUUACGAGGGCUCCAAACAGGAUUUGGCUGCUGGUUGUAGAGGGCAAGUAGGUAAGUUACGUUACAAUGGUUAAUGGAUGUUUUAAUUUAAGAAAUAGGAGGUGGGGAUAAUGCAAGGCACCUGUAUAAAUGUAGACAUCACCUGGAGUGAUGCCAGACUGUCAUUAUCUGUAAAUACAGCAUUAUUUAAACAGCUCACAGACUCUCUCCAAUCUACUCAAACUGUGGUGGUAAUCACUCUUCUGACUGGGAAGUGGAGUAAAGGCACCGUACACCAUAGUCUAUGAUGAUUCACAGUACUACUUUUAUUUUACUUUAGCUCCUAGAGACAUAUAGGAAGGAAGGCAAAAUGUUUAAAAAUGUUGUAUUCAGUAAAAUAAAUCAAAAAUACCAACCUUGGACCCCUCCCUAUCUUAAUUCAUCUUUUUAAUCUAACCAAAAACAUGUUCCACGUAAUUCUAUAUCUGCUCAUGUACAUAGAGGGAAACAAUGCAGAAAAACAGUGUCAUAUGUAUGUAAAAAUAAUUGAACGUAAUACUUAAAUGUUUAUCUGAUAUUUAAGCAAAGUUAUCAAUGUGUGAUAUUUUAUAUUAUGAUUUUUCCUUGCACUUACAUGUUUGUUUAGUCUCAGCAAGGUGGUACUGAAUGUUUCUGUUGAUCAAUGUGUGUACCAUUUAAAUUGGACAAAAUACUGUAUAUGUGCCUGUGCUUCUGUGCUGUUUCAUAUACCCCAUGACCAAAAAAAAGAGCCUGUACUGUAAAUAUUUUAUAGAUAAUUGUAUACACUACUUGUUAGUCUGCACUGUGGUUUGACGCAUAUUAAGAUGGAUAUGGCAAGUAUUGAGUUGAUGCUGACUGAAGAAUGUUUUGUAGCUUGUAACUUGCACGAUGGGUCAUUGGCAAAACAAAACAGAUAAAAUAUAAAUGUUGGUAGUGAAUUCAGAAUUUCAGCUGACAAAAUGUACUCUUUACAGUAACAGAUGUAGCUGUUGUCACUGUAUGAAAGCUCGUGGGAAUUGCAGUUCACAAGCCGCCUCUGAGCAUAUGAGAUGCCACUUUUAAUCCUGUAGUCGUCUGACAAUUUAUCCACCUGACACAACUGGUUUUCAUCCUAACCUAGCACAGAAUAACAAGCUGCAGCAACCAAGUACCAACACCAAGUUGUGUUUGUGGGUCAUAACUGUGAAAAAUGGGAUUACAGCGUCAAGUGUGUCUCCAUUGAGCCUGGUUGCUACAUUUAGUAACGUGGUGUGUGCAUGAGUCCAUGAGGACUGGUGCACAAUAAGUGAAUGUCUGUAAAGUGACUGCAUAUUGAUGAAGCCUUAGUAAGUGUAUUUAUGUAGCUUUGAACCAAAUGACUACACCCAAUGUGGAUAUGCUAAUGUAUACAAAACAAGAUGCAUAACAGACCUGAGUUGGACUUCUGUCAAAAGAAGUUUUGUGUGUGCCUGUGUGCACAUGUCUGCCGCUGGCUAUUCUUCCUCUGAAGACCAGGUCCCAUUUAAACCUGCUACUGGUCAAUGCAGGGCAUCUGGAAUGUGCACAGGGAGGGGGGAAAAGUGCCUGAAUAACUGAAGGAGGGAGGGGAGCCUGCGCUUCUCAUUUUGCACCCUUCACCGAGAAGUAACCGGCUUAAGCCAAGCUGACAGUGGCACCUCGUUCUGUGAAUUCCACAAAAAAAAGAGCAGAUUAUGGACACAGGGCAAGAGGGAGAGGAGGAAAGGGAUAGUGGAAUAUUUUCAUGACAUGAUACUUGACACACAAAGGAACUUUUGAAAAAAUUACUUAAUAUGAAUAAAAAUGCAUUUUCAUCUGA